AUGUGGAUCUUUGUCGCGCCGCCACCGCCACCGAGCUCACCCUCACCUCCCGGUCACGCUCCGUACCGGUCUAUCAUCCGCAAGCCAUCCAACUCGUCAUCGGCCAUUCCGGCGCUGUGGCUCCACCCGGCGCCCAGAGCCGGCUUGCGGGUGGCCGCGCGCGGAUCAUGGGUCUUUGAUCAGGCCGCUGUUGUCGACUCGCCGGCGACUGUCACCCUUCUGCCCGGCGCCUGGCACGCGCUCGCCCUCGUCGUCGAGUAUGGCGCCCAAGCGGACACAGCCCGGGUUUACAUCAACGGCUCGCUAGCGUUCUCGGCGUCGUGGCCGGCCCAGCCGCUCGCACCGCAGCACUCGUUCGUCACCAACACCGGCGACUGGUUCAUCGGGUGCGAUCCCUGGUCCAAGAGCGGCUUUGCCGGUGCAGUCGAGGGCGUUGUCGUCCGCGAUGUGCCACUUCCUGCUCCGCAAAUUGCCGCGCUUGCCCACAAAAACAACGAACUUGUUCUCUCACCGAUCUUUGUCCAGGUCUUUGACGCUGCGUCUUCCCGCCGUGACGCCAAGGUUGUCAGCUGGCAGGCGAGCCGGGGUGAGGGUGAAGCCAGCAGCGCGUCUGAACACUGGGCGCUGGCGUAUGCGCGCUCCGACUAUGCGCGCAUUGCCCUCGACGGCGACCCGCAGUCCUCACUCGUUCCACAUCCGAUGCUCACCGCGCUCCGCCAUGUGCCGGCGUCUAGGAUUUGCGCCAGCCUGGCCCUCGACAUGCAGAUGGGCGCAGCUGACGCGCUGCUGACACAAGCGUGGCAGGCAAUGUGGGGCCUUUGCAUGCCGACUCAGCCCAGCGCUGCCUUUAAGCUGCUGGAGACAGCCGUCAGCGAGCUGAACGAUGCUCGCGCAGCGCUGCUCCUCGGCGCGCACCAUGCUGCAGGUGGACGCAACGUGUCAGCGCAAGCCUACUUUGAUCUCGCGACGAUGCUAGGGCUGCCGCAGGGCGCGGUCGCGUCCGUCGACGGUGGCCGGGACCGUCCGGUCGAGGCGUGGCGUGCGCUGGCCGAUGAAGGUCUCGCAGCGACGGCAGCGUGGAGCGCGCCACCGUCGCUCGCCAUGGUCCCGGCUAUUGCCACGGAAGCAGCCCUCCUCGCCCGCCCGCUGGUGCCGGUAGGCGACGACGCUGACCUCCCGCUGCCGCGGUUCUUUGAGACUGAGGUUCAGAGCUGGGUCAGGCAGCUUCUUCCGGGAGAGUCGGCUGACAUGGCUUCCGCGCGUGCAAGAGUUGCCACUGCUCUCUCGUCACUGGUCCAUGGUGACCAUGCGCAUGCGCAGUCGAUCUUUGGGCGCGAGAUGCAGCGGGCCGCCGCGCCGCGUCGGGUUGCCGCCAUUGCGGCCAUGUUCCAGGGCGUCAUGGCCCAGCAUGGCCUGGGCGAGACCAAAUCGCUGCCACGGAGCCUGGUACACUACCAAAAGGCGCUCAGCGAACUUGCUACCAUCAACGGCGGUGCGUCGGCGGCAGGCGAUGCUGGCGCGUGGUACGUGCGACUGCACUGGGCAACUGCGCUGUGCGAGGUCGGCCAGAUUGUUGAGGCGGCCAAGCUGCUGGCGGUCAACGCGCGGGACACGCAUGCCACACCCAUCGAUGGCGACGAGCUGCUUGCCACAGCCUGGCUCGCACUCCGUGAUGCAGCAGGCGCCCGCGGCGCCACACUCGACGCCAGCGUGAUACCGAGCUACAGUUCGCUGCUCGACACGCUCGUCGACGCCGGCUCGCCGGUCGGACAGGCUGGCCGCGGAUACCAACUCAUCGAACGGACAGUGGUCACGCCGCCGCCGCAUGCUCCCCCGCUACCGCGCCAGCAACUCGAAUCCAUGGAGUACUCCGCGCGGUCGCUGCUUGUGGCGGCCGCCGGUCGUGCACCCAACCAUGUUCAGGCACUGGGUCUGGCAUGGUUUGCGGCACGAGCUGGAGCGUCCGAUGCUGCCCUCACGCUCUACAGCAUAGCAGCAUGGUCUGGCUCGCGCGUCGCCGCCCGCAACGCACUUGUGGUCAUCGAUGACCUCUUCCGCACUCGCGACGGGUCCGAUCCGGCGCUGGCCCGGCUCCGUGCCCGCUUUGUCCACAUCCUUGCUGACUGGUCGUCACCGGACCCGUACGCGGGGCUUGAACUCGGCUUGGCCGCCGAAGCUCAGGGCGACCUUCAGGGUGCCCUGCGCUGUUACCUCAUCGCGGCGCAAGCGCCGACGUCGGACGACGAGCAGCUGCCGCAGCAGGAGGCCGGGCCCAUCGCUUACGCCGCCUUUGCUGCCGCGCGCCUUGUUGCCGGGCACCCGAACCUCGCGUCGUCGUCUCCACACACUGCCAGCGAGCUGCUUGCGCUGGCCCUGCGCAUCGAUCCAUGGCACGCCUGGCUCCCUGUCGGCGUUGCCAAGACCUGGAUGACCAUUGCACCGUGGCUGGGCCUCCCGCGAACCUGGCCGCUGUGA
Thecamonas trahens ATCC 50062 is the source of this 2475-nucleotide messenger RNA. RefSeq lists its product as uncharacterized. The transcript has a single exon. The record is from RefSeq and is a predicted model, not a curated record. The coding region runs from base 1 to 2475 and encodes 824 amino acids. Lineage: Eukaryota; Apusomonadida; Apusomonadidae.